ACCUCGUGACGCCCUCCUCCCCAUCUCCGAUUCCUCCUCGGCCCGCGAUUCCUUCUCUCCUCGCCGCAUCCCCGUCCCCGUGCCCUUCUCCAAACUCCGCCAUCCCCGUCCCGUACUCCCUCCCUUGGAAAAGAUCAAUUGGAGGAGUAAUUCCGGCUUCAUCCGGUGGUGGCGAUGCCGGAAAAGAUCGUUUUUUUUUUCGACGGGAGGAGUAAUUCCGGCUUGAUCCGGUGGUGCCGAUGCCGGAUCCUGCGACGGCGCCGACGCGAGCCACCAAGGGCCGUGGACUCCCUCUCCGGCUGCGAUUCCGCCAAACCCUGUCGUCUCGGCGUCCCAGCGACCAUCUCCGAGGCGGAUAAAAUCGUUUCUUUCGGUAGCAGCCCGAGGAGAAGGCCCGGACAAAUCCUCGGAGCAGUAAGCCCGCCGCUCCAGCACCUUUCCUCACCGCCGUCGUCAUCAAGAUCACAAGAGCAGGACUCUUUGGACGGUGCUGAAGAUUGACCGGUUGGAGUCUAUUGAUUUGGGUAUCCAGGAGUAUCCUACUAGUUACACGGAGAAUUGAUUGUCAAGAACUAAUUUGGCGGAUUCACGAGGGAAAUAGGUUUUCUGAAGUUUCUUGGUCCUUACUACAUGGUUCCAAUUACCAGGAGAAGAAAAGUUGGCAGAAUCUGUGGUCAUUAUAUUUUUAUUCAAUUGGAAAGAGUGAAAUGGUUGCAAUAGAAAUCUGCAUUUAAGUCUUCAGCUCUCAUAUUCUUUUUGUGGUUUAUUUAUUUAUACACUCAGAGAGAGGACUGGUUAGCUUAGGCCAUCGGAGUAUCUGUUUGAUUGAUGUGAUGAAUUUCAAUUCUGCCUUGGAGUAUUUAUUUAUUGAGCUUUACCUGUCUUUUUCUCAGGUUCUCUUGGUGGUCGGAAUUUUGCAAGGUGAAGUUGGUCCUAUGAUUUCUGUCAUGAAAAUUGAAAUGACACGUUUGGAGUCUUGUUCGGAUGUCGGUGGUUUACAUGUUCCAAUUCAAGAUAUUAAAGAACCAGUUGAACUUCCCGAGCUAUAUGAGGACAUUGGAUUUAGGCCUCUCAAGGUAGUCAUACUGUAUGGGGAACAGGGAAAGCUCUACUUGCAAAGAUUCUUACACCAAAGGAUCACUAUAUGCCAAGACUUCGAGGAUGAUAAGAGCGGAAGAUUUGGAUUUAAUUGUUAGGCUCGAUGGCUCAAAAUACGACAAGGAAUCAACUGAAAGAGGAACAUGUAUGAAUCGUACGGAAGAACUACUAUAUGCUAUUAAGUUGUUUCAUCGCUGCGAGGGUCUGGUGUUCAACGACCUCCCUGUGCGUUCACGAGCUCCGCCCCUGCGUUCGUGGGUGAGCACAAAUGACAUCUCCUCCUCCCCCAUUCAUUUGCUCUGUUCCGGUCUUUGUGCCGAUGAAACUUGCUAG
Molecule: messenger RNA, 1431 nt
Organism: Triticum dicoccoides
Lineage: Eukaryota; Viridiplantae; Streptophyta; Magnoliopsida; Poales; Poaceae
Exons: 6
Coding region: 1090-1431 (113 amino acids)
Source: RefSeq, a predicted model, not a curated record